This is a messenger RNA of Rhodamnia argentea, 1587 nucleotides long. RefSeq lists its product as uncharacterized. Lineage: Eukaryota; Viridiplantae; Streptophyta; Magnoliopsida; Myrtales; Myrtaceae. The record is from RefSeq and is a predicted model, not a curated record. The transcript has 8 exons. Gene Ontology annotation, molecular function: ATP binding; metalloendopeptidase activity; ATP-dependent peptidase activity. Gene Ontology annotation, biological process: proteolysis. Bases 121 to 1080 code for a protein of 319 amino acids.
AUUAUAAUAAGCAAACUGGAUUUAUGCCAUGACUCGCGAGACUUUACCAAAGUGGGAUAAUGAUGAUGAUGAUGCAGAUGUUGUGGCAGUUUUGCUGGCUGCGGAAGCUGAGCUGAGAAAAUGCAUGCGUUGGCGUGCCACAGCUCCACCGGCGUCUCCGACCACCGGCGAUGCAUCCUCGCGGCGGACCACGGCCGACGAUCCGACCCUUCCGAACGACGCCGAGGAUCUCUCCUGCGACUGGACCGGGAGCUGGGGAAGCGUAACUACCGCAACGCCGUGGCCAUCGCGAAGCAGCUGCAGGGUAAGCCCAGUGGUCUCGCCGGCUUCGGCUCUGCCAAGCAGGUUCCGAAAAGAGUGUGGUUGCCUGAUGAUUUGAAGCUGAAUGGCACGGACUUGUCGUAUCUUAGUCCACUGCUGGACUCAACUCUCGAUUCGAUACAGAGUUGCCUUGAUUUUGCUCGAACGGAAGACUCUAUGCCAGGAAGUGGACAGCAAAGUGUUCCGCUUGAAGAAGGAAACGAUCAGCCUCUCGGGGAAGAAGACAUCUUCAUGUGUUCACAGCACGAAGCAGGUCAUUUCCUAGUUGCUUACCUACUCGGGGUCCUCCCGAAAGAAUAUAAAGUGCUGAAGAGAGGGAAUUCAAGCCAGGAUCAAUUUGCUGGAGGGACUGUGAAAUUUGUGGGAUUCGAAUUUCUUAGAGAGGUUCCUGAAUUGGAUACAUUAAGCGAAUCCAUUGGCGGCAGAAAAUCAAGUUAUAAAGUUAAUAAGAGAUGCAUAUCCUCCAAGACUUUCAACAACUUUUCCUGUGUCAUUCUGGGAGGCUUAGUGGCAGAGCUUCUUUCUUUUGGCUACUCUGAAGGAUUGCAUUCAGAUGUUGAUAAGCUGGAUAGAGUGAUCAGAUGGUUGGGCUUAACAGAAUCUACAGUGAAAUCACAUGUUAAAUGGGCAUCUCUGAACACUGCCUUCAUCCUGCACCAACACCACGAGACUAGGCUACAAUUAGCCAAAGCUAUGGGGUCAGGACAAUCGAUAGGAUCCUGCAUUAAUAUCAUAGAGAACUCUCUGCAUCAGAAAUAAAGCCAGGUAACUCGCUCAUUGUUUUUCUUUCCCCUGUAUAAGUUUGCAGAGUGAUGAUGUUGAUGCUGAAAAAGUUCAAUGGUUUUGUGGAUACUAAGAAAAUAGAAGUAAUUGAAGGAUGAGAAAUUCCACAGCCAGAGAAUGUUUCCAGGUCUAUCCCAAUGGUCUGAAAACCAGACUAAACUUGGGCAUUCGGAAUCAAUGCCUUAAGGCACAAAUUGUACUAUCUCAAGUUCAAGUUCAACAUACAUCCUCUUUCCAUCUCAAUUCACCUAAAGCAGUGAAGAUGCCAUUUAUCCGAGUUAUAAAACCACAUGAAUAGAAUUUCCAGUCUACUUGACAUCUAAAAACAUGGACAACGAAAAAACCCUUUGAUUUGAUUCAAACAUGAUCCUAGUAAGAUAUCAGGAUUCCCAGCAAGAGAGAACCUGAAAAACCCAUAUUCAAACAUAUACACUAGGAGUCCGCCCAUGGCAAAAUCUCUUAUACAAGAUCCAAGCUACAAAC